This is a messenger RNA of Carassius auratus (goldfish), 3094 nucleotides long. RefSeq names its product zinc finger BED domain-containing protein 4-like. Gene Ontology annotation, cellular component: nucleus. Gene Ontology annotation, biological process: regulation of transcription by RNA polymerase II. Bases 22 to 2958 code for a protein of 978 amino acids. The record is from RefSeq and is a predicted model, not a curated record. NCBI's taxonomy places the organism in Eukaryota, Metazoa, Chordata, Actinopteri, Cypriniformes, Cyprinidae. The transcript has 2 exons. Gene Ontology annotation, molecular function: protein dimerization activity; DNA binding.
CAACGUGUUUCCAGACCUGAUAUGGCCAACAUGAAGCAAGAGGAGUUGGAAAUCAGUCCGAAAACACAGGCCCGAUAUUGCUCUGUAGCUUGGAAGUACUACAUCAAGAAUGAGAGCAAUGCCACUGUUCACUGCAGGUUGUGUAAGACGGACUUUAAGUUCUCUUCGAAUACAGCCAACAUGAUAAAACACCUGAGAGUGAAACAUCGACUCAACAUCCCCACUGUAGCCAACGGCGGAGAGAGACUGUGCACGGAAGAGCCCAACGAAGACAGCAUGGACAUGGAUCUCCCACCUCAAAGGCAUCCUGGAAGUCACAACGGUCAAAUUCUUCGUCGGAGAAUGCACCGUUUUUUACCAUUUUCUGAUCGCCGCACAUCAAAAGUGUGGAACCACUACACACAGUUAAGUCUGUAUCGUGUUGAGUGCAACCACUGUAAAAGGCAGCUUUCCUUUCACAACAGCACUACUUCCAUGAGAGAACACUUGGGACGCAAACACAGCAUUCGGGAAGGAGCCGUUCCCCCUCACAACACAGCAGGCAUCCCCACUCCUGCAGCAUUGCAUUCUCACAUUCAGACCUCUUUACAUGGUAACAGAUGUAACACCACAGGCAAUGCUCCAUUUCAACCAGUGCUACCUGUUACUGUCAAGGAGGAGCAGGAAGAAAUACUGGCAUCUGAUAUGGUGGAGACCAAACCUGCCCGGACAACAUAUGCCCCUGAUUGUGCAGCAGGAAGUGGUGCUUCAAGUUCAAAUGCCAUUGUACACCAAGAAACAGAUUUGGGCUGCCUAAUGUAUAAUUUUCCUGCAGGGGAGAUGAGCGGCACUGCCGGAGGCAGCAGCAACCGCAGUGGCACAAGGGCCUGCAGCAACAAGCGAGCAGAGGUAUUGACCGAUCUUAUCUUGGAGAUGGUCUUCAGAGACCUUCAGCCGUUGUCUGUGGUGGAAGAAAGAGGGUUCAAGCUCUUACUGAGUUGCCUAGAGCCUAACUACCCUGUGCCUUCUCCAUCUCUGCUCGGAAGUCUACUAUGGCAUCGCUACCACAACCUCAAGCAAUGCCUUCAGCAGCAUCUACAGGCAAGUCUAGCUUCUCACUGUCUGACCCUCUGCACUGAAUACUGGCGAUCCGUAGAUGGGUGUGGGGUUGAUGGGGAUGGUCAGUACUACCUUACAGUCAGUGCUCAUUUUGUUGACUCUCACUGGCGCCUGGCUCGUUGUGUGCUCGAGACCCGACCGGUAGCAGAAUUUAAAGGAAACCCUUCUGAGAAAGGGCAAGCGAGCUUUGCGGACACCUUGAGAGCAGUCCUCUCUGAGUUCCAGCUUCCAGAAAACUUCGUUUUCUGUGUUGUGCAUGACACCCCCAGUGGAUCUGAGUCCAGAAGGCAGGACAAUAUGGCCAUUGAUCAGGAAUAUCAGCAAGAAUUUGCUGGACCCAGCCAUCCUCCUCCGGGCAAUCUUCCAGAGGGAUGGGCACCACUGCUUUGUGCAGGACAAGCCCUGAAACUCUGUGUCCAGGAAGGACUUUGUGUGGAGACUGUCAGACAAGCUCUGACAGAUGCUCGUGCCAUCGUCCUACAUUUCCAGCACGAUGUGAAUGCUUCUACAGCACUGAGCCAGAAAGCAGAGGCUGUUAAUAAACAGUCUGCAUGCCUGGUUUUGAAUGAUCCAGAGCGCUGGACCACUGCCAUUGAGAUGUGCGAAAGUCUGCUGGAGCUCAAAUGGGUAAUAAGCUCUGUCCUAGAGGAGCAAAAAGUAGCAACAAAUCUGGCAGAUCACCAGUGGCGUCUUGUACAUGAACUGGUUCCCGUGCUCAAAACCGUUCGCAUUGCAGCAUCGUUUUUGAGUGAGGACAUCAAUGGACCCAUUUCAGCCCUAAUGCCGUGCCUGCAAGGAGUGUCUCGGCUCCUGGGAAAGAAAAUUGCAGAGUGCACCUGUCCAGUGGUUAGGGGAGUUAUGGAGAGAAUUCGUGCUGGUAUGGACAAACGUUGGAGUCUGAGUGAUGAAGAUGCUCUUUUGGACUGCCCUGCUGUAUUGUCCUCAUUUCUGGACCCGCGUUUUAAAGAGUUGCGGUUUCUCAGCCCACAUGCUCGCAGCAAGUUGCAUGACAAAGUGAAAGAGCUGCUAUCUGUUCAGGCUUUCACAAGUAACGAAGGAAUGAAUGGAGAGAGGAGACAAAGCAUGGAAAUGGAAGAGCCUGUGGAUGAACAUGGAGAACCUGCUGAUUUUGGAUUGGAUGAUCCUUUGCCAAUUCCUGCAAUGGCUUCUUUAGAUUCUCCAGAAUCAGUUGGAUCGGCAGAGGAAGGUGACAGCGUUGAGCUACAGCCGAGUGAGCCCUCUGUUGCUGUAUCAUCUCCAGAACAGGUCAAUGAAAACACGCUUGAGGUUGGAUCACCUUUCAAGAAUGCCAGUGACCGUAAAAGACGUUCUAGCGGGACCAGUAUGACCUCGCCACUGAGAGGGGAUUUACACCUCACGCCUCGUAUACGGAUGAGUCCUCUUCCGCAGAGUAUGUACGAUAUUCUUCUGGGCGAGGAUCCUACUGAGCGAAUGCCAGAGAUUCACCAGCAGCUGGAGAAUUACAUAGCAGAGCCACUUUGCCGACGAAGUCUCUCACCCCUGCAAUGGUGGCGCAACAAGGAGCAUCGCUUUCCUGCUGUGGCCAGACUGGCACGGAAAUACUUGUCUAUACCUGCAACUUCCGUGUCUGCCAAUCGGGCCUUUGCCCCUAGGGAGUCCCCAGUGACCCAAAGAAGGGCCACACUGGGAUCUAAACACCUUGACCACAUUUUGUUUCUUCAUCAGAACACUGACUAUGUGGAUCUGCUGAAAGGUGGCUCCUCUGCACGCGAAAAUGAGCAGUGGAACAGUGUCAGUGGAAACCAAAGCAGAGAAAGUCUUUACCAGACUCUAGUGUCCUAUGAAAGUAAGGUUCGUGUGUCUGAGGAGGAGUCAUGAUCCCUGUUUAUGUACAUAUGUACAAAGUCACAUUGAAGGGAUAGUUAACCCAAAAUUAUAAACGCUGUCAUCAUUUACCCCCAAUUUACUCACCCUUACUAAAAAAAUACAAUGGAAGUCAAUGGGGACCACAACU